AUGAAUACAGCGGCAACAGUGGACGGCACUGGCAACUUCUCUUCGGAGCAAAAGGCGCCAUGCCCAGUUGCAGCGUCCGCAUUGGUGCCCUUUUCGUUCCAUAAUCCUUUUCAUAAUGCGCUGCAAGACGCUACCCGUUGGUUUCCGAUUGCCGGUAAGGCUAUUCGCAUAGAUCAAGCAUGGCAGAGCGACGGACGAGGUGGCACAACUUUGGGCUACGGGGCUUCAGUUUAUGACGCAGCUAUUGCAUUAUCGUUAUAUCUUGUGGAUCAUCCGGAUUUGGUAAAGGGGAACCGCAUCAUUGAAUUGGGAUGCGGCCCGGGACUCGUUGGAGUCGUAGCUGCUCACCUCGAGCCCAAGAGUGUCGUGAUUACUGAUGGGGACUCAGCUUCAGUGGCUCUCACACAACAUAAUGUUCACCUGAACAAUCUUUCAGCAGAUAUAUGCACCGUUGAGAAAUAUAUCUGGGGUGACUUGGAGCACCACUUGGUGUCGAUGCACGCCCCUUACGACGUGAUCAUUGGAGCUGACAUAGUAGCGUGUCCGUACGCUUCAGCUUUUAAAGAAUUGAUGAGAACACUUCAAAAAAUGGCUGGGCCGAAAACACUCGUGUUAUUGGCCUACAAAAGGCGACAAAACUCGGAGGAAAAGUUUUUCAAGAAUUUGGAAACAGCGUUUGAUGUCAAGCAAGUUGACCGAUCACAGUUGCACCAAGACUUUCAAAAUGCAGAGAUUGUAAUUUUUCAGGCGCACCUGAAACAUAAAGAAGGGCGUAGCUGA
Plasmopara halstedii is the source of this 780-nucleotide messenger RNA. Its product is annotated as Predicted methyltransferase. The record is from RefSeq and is a predicted model, not a curated record. NCBI's taxonomy places the organism in Eukaryota, Oomycota, Peronosporomycetes, Peronosporales, Peronosporaceae. Bases 1 to 780 code for a protein of 259 amino acids. The transcript has a single exon.